Acanthocheilonema viteae is the source of this 2244-nucleotide messenger RNA. NCBI's taxonomy places the organism in Eukaryota, Metazoa, Nematoda, Chromadorea, Rhabditida, Onchocercidae. The record is from the annotation of a GenBank genome assembly.
AUGGGAACGGCGAUAACGGAACCCAUGGCUAUCGCAUCGACCUCCGCAGGUUCUACUGCUUUCUUAACGAUGUCGGAAACAGGAGCGCCGCCAUUAGCAGCUUCUCUUCCUAACAUUCUUUGUGUAACAUCCAAAACUUCCGAUGUGAUUUGCAAUCCAUGGAGGAAUUUGGUCAGUCAAAACAGGAGACGUUACAAAAAGGACAACUUCGAUCUAGAUCUUACAUACAUCACGGACAGGAUCAUUGCAAUGGGCUUUCCAGCUAUAGAUCAAGAAAAAAUCUACCGAAAUAGCAUGGAGGCAACAGUUGCAUUUUUGGAACGGUAUCAUGCUGAUCACUACAUGGUUUUCAAUCUGCGUGGACGACAUGCGUACGACCCGAGUUAUUUUCACAAUCGUGUGAUGACCUUCGAGAUGGAUGAUCAUCAUCCACCAAGAUUGGAAUUGAUGGCACCUUUUUGUCGUGCUGUGCAUGAUUAUUUGGCUGCUGAUGAGCAGAAUGUUGUUGCUGUACACUGUAAAGCAGGUAAAGGACGUACGGGUGUAAUGAUUUGUGCUUAUCUCGUGUAUAUAAAUUUUUAUUGUUCCCCAAGGCAAAAUAUGGAUUACUACAGUAUUGUGAGGACUAUCAACAAUAAAGGUGUGACCAUACCAUCUCAACGACGUUACGUUUAUUAUUUUUCACAUUUAAGGAAACGCAAUCUCAAUUAUAUGCCGCUUCGUUGUGAACUUAUUGGUGUAUAUUUUGAGCGACCUCCCAGAUUGAACGGUAUCUUACUUGAUGGAGCAUAUCGGUUACGAGUUGCUAACGGUGAUGUAGAUGUGUUUAUACCGGGACCACUUCGAUUGAGUGGUCGGGAUUUUGAUGAAGAAGAAUCACUAUGGAGCCAGUAUCCUUGCUCUGUAGGGGAAGAUCAAUUCAAUCCUUACGAUCCACAACCUGGCAAAGAUUGCAUUUCAAGGCGAUGUUAUGGAUGGAGUGUACCAGCGAAGAAAAGAGUAUUUAUCGAAGGCGACGUUCGGAUUGAUUUUUACGCGAAGAAAUGGUUUAAAGGUCUGGGAUGGACUUUGAAAGAUCGCGAGAAACUAGGACAUGUUUGGUUCAAUACAAUGUUUACUUGUCCUGGAUAUUGUGGUGGAGUGUAUAUACAUGGUGACGAAGCAUAUCCUUAUCCAAAAGAUGGAACAGCGAUAUUCAAUCCGUGGCCGUCUGUCGAUUCUCAGCCUUGCGAAACAAAUGGUAUUCUUAAAAAUAUUCCCCAAUGUUCUGAUGACAAUCAUGACAAUAGAAGGAAACGACAUGAGAAGAAAUCCCAUUUAAAAAACGAAUUGCCAGUAUCGAAUCAGUGGAAUAUUGAUUUUCCUCCAGGACUUGAAAAGCAUUGCCCUCUUCGAUGUUUGCCUCUCAUAUAUCCUAAACAGCUCGGGCGACAGCCGUUUGUUUUAUACUUUUUUUUCAGAUUGAGAGCUAGUCCACGAAAAGAAAUCAUGACGAUGUUGCGUGAUGCACACAUAAAGCAUUUGAUCGGCGAUAAGUAUAAGAAGCAUCUUCAAUCAGUUCCAUCCGGUGAUGCUAUUCCUAGAAGUCCUGAAGCCAGGCUAGACUGUGGAGGGCCCAUGUGUCUGAUGCGUCAACCCUUCGAACAUGUUCUAACAUUUAGCGUUCUGGAAGUAGACCGAGCUUUCAAGCAUGAUAAAAUGAAUAAGGGCUUAAAAAUAUAUGUGGUGGUGAAGUGUGUUGAUGUUGACAACAAGGACGAUGUCGAAUUGGCAAACAAAUGUAUCGAAAAUAUGUAUGCAGCACAAGCAAAAAUCGAUGCAGCUAGAACGGAGGAGAUGCGAAGGAAAAGUGGACAGUCCAGAUUGGAAAACUUCUCUGACAGUACAUCAUCACAUUCGUCAAAUUCUUAUUCAGCAGAUGCUAUAUCUGACCAACCUUGGCGAUAUGACCCACGCUUACAGAAUGCUAAUUUACGCAAAUAUUUCUUCAGACAACGAGCGGAUUCGAAAUCGGUCCAUCCUCCGGCGAAUUAUCGGUGUUUGCCGGGAAAAGCUGAUUCUUCAUCUUUGGAUUUGUGGGAGACUGGUCUAACAAAUUACGCUGGUGAUGACUCUUUGGACGAGGAAGAAGUUGCGAUGAAAAAGCAGAUUCAAAAUGCAGAUACUGAAUGUGCAAAAGAAGAUUUUAUAGCAACACAAGAUCGAGAAUGGCUGGAAGAGUCAUCCGAGGUCCGUUUCGAUUAA